Molecule: messenger RNA, 714 nt
Organism: Homarus americanus (American lobster)
Lineage: Eukaryota; Metazoa; Arthropoda; Malacostraca; Decapoda; Nephropidae
Product: hepatitis A virus cellular receptor 1-like
Exons: 2
Coding region: 1-714 (237 amino acids)
Source: RefSeq, a predicted model, not a curated record
AUGCACCGUCAGGAAAAAUGUUUCCAGACUGUCACGCCGCAAGACAAAGGGAGUGAAGAACUGCCUUCACUACGUCUGCCACCACAAGAACUGCCUUCACUACGUCUGCCUCCACAAGAACUGCCUUCGUCUGUGUCUGCCACCACAAGAACUGCCUUCACUACGUCUUCCACCACAAGAACUGCCUUCACUAUGUCUGCCACCACAAGAACUGCCUUCACUACGUCUGCCACCACAAGAACUGCCUUCACUAUAUCUUCCACCACAAGAACUGCCUUCACUACAUCUGCCACCACAAGAACUGCCUUCACUACGUCUGCCACCACAAGAACUGCCUUCACUACGUCUGCUCCACAAGAACUGCCUUCACUACGUCUGCCACCACAAGAACUGCCUUCACUACGUCUGCCACCACAAGAACUGCCUUCACUAUGUCUGCCACCACAAGAACUGCCUUCGCUGUGUCUGCCACCACAAGAACAGCCUUCACUACAUCUGCCACCACAGAACUGCCUUCACUACAUCUGCCACCACAAGAACAGCCUUCACUACGUCUGCCACCACAAUAACUGCCUUCAUCUGCACACAAGAACUGCCUUCACUACGUCUGCCACCACAAGAACUGCCUUCGCUGUGUCUGCCACCACAAGAACUGCCCACCUACUUCGUCUGCCACCACAAGAACAGCCUUCACUACGUCUGCCACCACAAUAA